AUGCCUAAGAACCCAAAGUUUGAAUAUGAUGCAAAGCAGCCUGCAUUUCUCCAGAAACUCCGGGGCCAGUAUGGAGACAACACCGGUCGCUUGGAGCGGCCUGCCUUGAGACCGACCAGACUUAAGGAAUACAAGGCACUGGUUGGUGAAAACAGCCCGAAAGGAGAGGGCGAGGCUGGAGAUUCAGCGAAGGACAACUCCUCUGGCAAUCAAGACAAAUCCCAAGCAGAACUUUCCACCAGCAAACAGAACAAUCUCACCGAAGUCGGAGGCCAGAGGAAACGAAAACAGGCCAAAGUGGUGGGUGAGGACAAGGCCGAAGUUGAAGAAGUCCCGCCGAAGGCGACUUCGAAGAAAUCCAAGAAGCCCAAGAAGAUCAAGCUCUCGUUCGACGAGGAAUAA
This is a messenger RNA of Penicillium crustosum, 402 nucleotides long. RefSeq lists its product as uncharacterized. The transcript has 3 exons. The record is from RefSeq and is a predicted model, not a curated record. NCBI's taxonomy places the organism in Eukaryota, Fungi, Ascomycota, Eurotiomycetes, Eurotiales, Aspergillaceae. The coding region runs from base 1 to 402 and encodes 133 amino acids.